UGAGUGACCAUGACGGGUCUUUUGAAGAGCUUGACGGUGAGAAACUGGCUCACCUUUGUUACGAGUGUUUUGGAGUGUCUGUGUUUCGCAGGAGCCGUGUUCGGAUGGGCUUCGCUUGCUUUUGUCCUGAAGACGGAGGGCUACUUCAGCUCUCUCUGUGUCAACACCACAGGAGUCAAUGAAACACAGGUCUUAGAUUGCAGUGUACAGGAUGAACAGUUCUCUCUUGUCUUCACCAUCGCCUCCUUUAGUUUCAGUUUCCUGACGCUGCCCAAUGGUUUCCUCUUUGACCGGUUUGGUACUACAGUGCCUCGACUCUUAGGAAUAUGUCUUUUCACCACGGGGACCUUGAUGUUUGCCUUCUCAACUGCAGCUUGGUCCAACCUGCUGUUCCCAGCUCUCUCCCUCGUGGCACUGGGUGGCAACUUGUUGCUUAUGACAGACAUCCAGGUAGGAAACCUGUUUGGACAACGUCGUUCCACCAUCAUCAAUCUCCAUGUCGGAGCCAUCGGGUCUUCCUCAGCACUCUUCCUUGUCAUCAAGCUGUUACACGAGGCCGGCAUCUCUCUCCUCGCCUCCUUCCUCUUCCUGUCCACCUGCAGCGUCUUCCACCUCCUCAGGACUUUCUUCCUGCUGCCCAGAGACCACAUUCCCUACCCGCUGCCUGAUGACUACACAUACGGGACAACCUGUUGUAAAGCAAAGACUCUCAGCUUAGAGAACUUAACAGCGAAUGGUAACGCUCAGAUGACAACAGAGGAAGUCGAGGUCGUCCCUGUGAAACAAGAGAAAAGUUUCCGUGAGUGUUUGAAGUCCAGGCUCUUUUGGUUGCACCUGCUUUGGUUGUCGGUGAUGCAGCUCAGACAGUACCACUUCAUCGGCACCCUCAACCCCAUGCUGCAGCGGCUGACGGCGGGAGAACUUUCACUGGUGAGCCAGUACAUCAAUGCCUUCUCUAUAAUGCAGGUGUUUGGCGUGGUGUGUGCUCCCUUGAACGGCCUCAUCAUGGACAGACACAAGGGCAAACCCCGUGCUGCAGGAGAGAGUGAACAGGAAGCAGACCUGAGGGCCUCGGUGCUUUCUCUCCUCUUGACGGCGCUGCUGGGUGUGUCGUUCUCAGCUUGUGCCACCAUCUCAAACCUGCCGCUUCAGUACUUCACCUUUGUCCUGCAGAUGUUCAACCGCUCCUUCCUCUUUGGCGCCAACGCAGCCUUCAUCAGUUUGGCUUUCCCAUCAUGCCACUUUGGAAAGCUGUUUGGUCUGGUCCUGGCUCUGGCUGCAGUGUUUUCUCUACUGCAGUAUGCCUGCUUCGCCCUGGUGAAUGAACCUUUGAAUGUAGACCCAUUAUAUGUCAACAUCGGUCUGACGCUGCUCACCCUGUUCGCCUUCAUCCAUCCCCUCUCUGUCUUCCUGCACUGUCGAAGUCUCGCCUCCAAGCGAGCCAUCAAAGCCUCCUCUUAACCAUCA
Sebastes umbrosus (honeycomb rockfish) is the source of this 1467-nucleotide messenger RNA. RefSeq names its product solute carrier family 43 member 3-like. Gene Ontology annotation, biological process: transmembrane transport. The record is from RefSeq and is a predicted model, not a curated record. The transcript is spliced from 12 exons. Gene Ontology annotation, molecular function: transmembrane transporter activity. Lineage: Eukaryota; Metazoa; Chordata; Actinopteri; Perciformes; Sebastidae. Bases 10 to 1461 code for a protein of 483 amino acids.